Messenger RNA from Symsagittifera roscoffensis, 1343 nucleotides. Its product is annotated as high affinity copper uptake protein 1-like. Bases 47 to 832 code for a protein of 261 amino acids. The transcript has 6 exons. Gene Ontology annotation, molecular function: copper ion transmembrane transporter activity. NCBI's taxonomy places the organism in Eukaryota, Metazoa, Xenacoelomorpha, Acoela, Convolutidae. The record is from RefSeq and is a predicted model, not a curated record. Gene Ontology annotation, biological process: copper ion transmembrane transport. Gene Ontology annotation, cellular component: plasma membrane.
GAUGAAAACCUGAGCUACUGAUGUCACGCGACAGUCGUUUCUAAAUAUGGAAGCGAGUCACGUUGGUAUGGAUCAUGCCUACCACGCUGGUAUGGAUCAAGCCAACCAUGUUGAUAUAGGCCAUAUGAAUAACAUGGUUGACAUGCAACUGCCACCAUCAGAAUCAAAAAUGCAGUCGUCGCAUUCUUACAGCGGUGAUCACUCCUCAAUGAUGAUGCAGAUGUGGUUCACCGCGUCCGCCUCAACUACAAUUCUGUUCAAAGACUGGAAAACUGAAGAAACAUGGCAAAUUCUGCUCUCUUGUUUCUUUUGGUUUAUCAUCGCAUUCCUGUAUGAAGUCUUAAAAGCAGUGCGACAGGAGAUCAUAAUCAGAGAUAUCAGCAAUAAAAAGUGCACUCUCCCGGUGAGCAGUGCAGCCGGGAAUUUAGACGAGAACACUAUCAACCACUUGAACCACUGUACCGAAAAUGCCAAUGGGACAGGACCUCUAGUGAUGCAGACUGCAGCACAGGUUGAACCAUGUCCAUGUAUAGAAGCUAGCAGGAGUCGAAUGUCUCAUCCAGCGGCCCAGGAACUAGUCGAGAUUCAGAUGAUACCUCCUCAUGGAUUCAUGGCCACAAGUUGGAGGUAUCAGAUGUUCUCCAAGUGCCACCUGAUUCAAACUGGACUCCAUGUAGUGCAGAUGGCACUCAGCUACAUCCUCAUGUUGGUGGUGAUGACAUUCAACGUCUGGCUAUUCCUCGCUGUCAUCCUCGGCUUCGGAGCUGGAUAUUUCGUCUGUGGCUGGUGGCAUUGCGGACCUGUCGUAGAUCCCAACGAACAUUGUCACUAGAAUGUUCUAGAAGGAUCACCAGCUAACAUAAAUCUAAGACUCUACAAGAAUGGUCUAGAACUGAAAUACACAUCUUUGAAGUGCAUAUUAUGACGUCAUCGACUCAGAGUGCUCCGACAAUGCUCAAAGAUAUUAUCCUAAUAGCCGUAUCCUAAAUUUUGAUAUCCGGAAAAGCAAACAUAUAUUUUUGAUGUUUUUCUUGCUCGUAGAAGUAGAAGUAUAUAUGAUGCGAUGAACAUAGUUUUGCUGUGGAAUUCUCAUGCAGUUUGCGGACCAAAUUCGUUGCUUGAAAUGGCGCUGCCAAUUUGUAAUGUCAAAGGCUUUUUUUAUUGUUUCGUUUGCAUGCUGGUCCAUUUUGCUUCAUAAAAUGGAUCCAAUGUUAUGAAAUUUCCCCCUUUGAAAAAUUAACCCGUUGCUUAUAAUAGGGUUUGCAAUACUUUUCCACCCUAGCAAUCUCUGUACAUAGCUAUUGAUAAUAUGCCAGAAUAUUGCAAUAUAAUUUUUGCUAUUU